Knipowitschia caucasica is the source of this 1899-nucleotide messenger RNA. The record is from the annotation of a GenBank genome assembly. NCBI's taxonomy places the organism in Eukaryota, Metazoa, Chordata, Actinopteri, Gobiiformes, Gobiidae.
AUGUUCGGAGUGUCAAAAAGGACCAUCAGGAGACGCAUGAGGCAAAGUGGUUUGAGAAAGAGAGACCUCUAUUCAGCUGUGAAUGAUGAGGAGUUGGACCGCAUUGUUUAUGAAGGCUAUGGGAUUGACUGGAACGGACCUCACGCUCUUCAUGGAGGCACCGUCCACGACUCCGUGAAGCUGAUCAAGUUCGCGGACGACACCACCCUCAUUGGACUCAUCUCCAACAACGAUGAGUCCGCCUACAGGAGGGAGGUGGACCGGCUGGUGUCCUGGUGCAGUGGUAACAACCUGGAGCUGAACGCCCAGAAGACAGUGGAGAUGAUUGUGGACUUCAGGAAGAGCACUGUCCCCCCGCCCCCACCCUCCGUGAUGGACUCCCCCAUCACCUCUGUGGAGUCCUUCCGUUUCCUGGGCACCACCAUCACCCAGGACCUCAAGUGGGAGCCGACCAUCAGCUCCCUCAUCAAGAAGGCCCAGCAGAGGAUGUACUUCCUGCGGCAGCUCAGGAAAGCCAAGCUGCCUGCACAGAUGUUGGUGCAGUUCUACACGGCCAUCAUCGAGUCCAUCCUCACCUCCUCCAUCACCGUGUGGUUCGCUGGAGCCACAGUCAGGGACAAACAGAGACUACAGCGCAUUGUGCGCUCUGCAGAGGAAGUGAUCGGCCGCAGCCUUCCAUCGCUGCAGGACCUGAAACUGUGGGCCAACAUCCUUCCUGCAACGCGGAAGAGGUUGCUGUCAAUAAGCACCUCUGAUGCUGCUGGAACGAGGUGGUCAGAUGGAGAGCUGAACGUCCUGGAGGACAUUCUGACAGAAGCUCCGGAUCAAGACGACGAGCUGUUCACCAACACAGAGACCGAGAUCACAGACAAACAAGGCGUGAAGCGAAAGUCUGAUCGGUCCGACGCGGUGGAAACGAAGAGGGCGCGUUCAGGACACGCCCCCUCCUCCUCCUCCUCCAAUAAGAGAGCUGUGUGUUCCAAGAAGACUGUGUCUCCCAGAGCAGGCCACGCCCCCAACUACCGCCACGACAACUACGAAGACCGCAAACUACGCCGGCGAGGGGGGCGGGGCUUAGAGCAGAAAGUGCGUCGUGAAGAGCGCCUGCCAAGCCCCGCCCCUCGCCACGAUGAGCACCAAUCAGAUGAGGAGUACGGCUCUGAGGCGGGAAGCUCCUCAGCGAAUGAGGAAGAAGAGGAGGAGGCAGAGGAGGAAGAAGAGGAGGAAGAGGAGGAGGAGGAGGUGAUGGAGGAGGAGGAGGAAGAGGAAGAAGAGGAGGGAGAGAAGGAGGAAGACGAUGAUGAAGAAGAGUACGACCGCAGAGACACAAACUACGACACAAGGAGUGAAGCGGGAGACUCUGCGAGCUCCGACAGCUUCAGCCAGUCUGACUCCGGUUCGGAGAAGCGUCGAGACAAACUGUCGUCUUCAGUGCGAGCCGUCAGAGAGAACCCGACCGGGAAACUGCGCUACAUCCUGAGAGACGCUCGAUUCUUCCUCAUCAAGAGCAACAACCACGAGAACGUGUCCCUCGCCAAAGCCAAGGGCGUGUGGUCCACUCUUCCGGUGAAUGAGAAGAAGUUAAACGCUGCGUUCCGCUCGGCUCGAAGUGUCAUCCUGGUGUUUUCUGUGCGAGAGAGCGGGAUGUUCCAAGGUUUUGCCCGCCUGGCCUCUGAGUCUCAACAUGGCGGCUCUCCGAUCCACUGGGUUCUUCCCGCCGGGAUGAACGCUAAGAUGUUGGGAGGAGUCUUCAAGAUCGACUGGCUCUGCAGGAGGGAGCUGCCGUUCACCAAGACGGCGCAUCUGUCCAACGCUUGGAACGAACACAAACCGGUGAAGAUCGGUCGAGACGGACAGAGAAUGAGAGACCAGAGAAAGAGACGAGAGAAGAGUCUCUAG